GGAUGAAAGCAACCUCCAAAUUUCUUUGCCUAGCCGUCGGAUGCCACCACAGGCCUGCCCUCGUUAUCAGCCUAGCAUCCCACUCUAUCUCAGAGCCCAAAUUCACCGGCAUUUUGAACUUCAGGUUCCAUUCUCUUCUUGAGGGGUUGGAGUCAUGCAGGACAAUGAAGGAGGUGGAGCAGAUUCACGCUCGGCUCGUCGUGAACCCCUUCGUUCCCGAACGAAAGUUGGCAGUUGGGAAGCUUGUAGCUCUCUACGCGCUCUCCGACUGUGCCCACCUUCGCUGCGCUCGUCUUCUGCUCGCUCAAACGGAUGAACAGAACGUUUUUAUGUACAAUGGUUUAAUCCGAGCUUACUGUUUCAGUAGGAACCCGGAGGAAUCUCUACUACUUUAUCGCCAACUGCUUCGCAGAGGUCUCCUUCCCAACGAGUUCACUAUACCGUUCGUUCUCAAGGCGUGUGUUGCUUCUGAGUCGGGGUGGUGUGUGGGAAUGGCGCUUCAUCUUCAGGUUGUGAAGCUUGGUUACGAGCCGCAUGUCGUUGUUGGGAACGCUCUGGUUCAUUUUUAUGUGGUCUUAGGAUGGUUGGAUAAUGCCCAUCAAGCGUUCGACGAAAUACCUGAAAAGAGUGUUGUGUCUUGGAAUUCAAUGAUUGCUGGGUAUUCACAAUAUUCAUUCCCUAAAGUGGUUUUUGAGUUGUUUCGGACAAUGAGGGAAGAAGGUGUUGAGCCAGAUGAGGUAACGUUCGUCAGCGUUCUCUCAGUUUGUUCCGAGGCAGGGGAAUUCAAUUGGGGUAGGGCUAUUCAUGGUUUUGUAGUGAGACUUGGGGUAGAAAUAGAUACUUUCGUGAUGAAUGCUUUGAUGGAUAUGUAUGCAAAAUGUGACAACAUCGAUGCUGCAAGGUGGGUAUUCAAGGACAUGGCCAUGAGAAAUGUGGUGUCAUGGACGACCAUGGUUGCUGCUCAUGUGCAUCAUGGGAUGCUGGAUGUUGCACGCCAGAUAUUUGAGCAAAUGCCAGAGAGAAAUAUUAUAUCCUGGAACACAAUGAUUGCAGGCUAUUGCCAAGGUCAGCUGUACACGGAGGGUUUGAAAAUUUUUGGACAGAUGUGGCUUUCGAACUCUAAACCUGAUGAGGUAACGUUAUCUAGUGUCCUUGCUAUCUGUAGCCACAUAGGGGACUUGAGGCUUGGCAGAGAAGCUCAUGUUUAUAUAUGUGCCAGCAAUAUGAAGUUUACGGUUGCACUUACAAAUUCACUUAUUGACAUGUACGCAAAAUGUGGCCGUAUUGAUAUUGCAUUGCAUCUCUUUAAUUCAAUGCGGGAGAGAAGUUUGGUAUCUUGGAAUGUGAUCAUAAGUGCCUUGGCCAUGCAUGGACAUGCCUCAGCUGCUCUAGAUAUUUUUUCAGAAAUGCAAGAACAAGGUGUGGUUCCAGACGACAUUACCUUUGUUGGUCUUCUCUCUGCCUGUAGCCACGGUGGUUUGCUUCAACAAGGUCGCUUCUUUUUCAAGAUGAUGAAAACUAUUUAUAAUCUUUUGCCUGAGAUUCAGCAUUACGCUUGCAUGGUUGAUCUUCUUGGCCGAGGGGGCUAUCUAGAGGAAGCAAAGGAGCUAAUAGACAGCAUGCCAAUGAAGCCAGAUAUUGUUGUUUGGGGUGCAUUUCUUGGAGCAUGCAGAAUUCAUGGAAAUGUCGAUAUGGGGGAGCAAGUUAUUGGACCUCUACUUGAAGUCGAGCAAGAAAAUGGAGGACUCUACGUGCUUCUAUCAAAUAUAUAUUGUGAAGCAAAUUGGUGGGAAGAUGUAAAAAAGAUCAGGAAGUUGAUGAAAGAUAAGGGAAUUAAAAAAUGUAAAGCAGUUAGCUUAAUUGAGAUAAAUGGUUUUGUACAUGAAUUCACUAUCGAGGACAAACGGCAUGAUAUAUCUGAUGACCUGUACCUCCUACUGGACCAAUUAACUGAUCACAUGAGGUCUGUAGAUUAUUUUUCGACAUCUCCCAGUUCGCUUUCCAGCUUUGAUUUACGAUAAUUCCUCUGACUAUUGCUUUAUGUCUCCUUAUCUGUUGCCUUUUAGUAACUAAAAAGUGCACUACAAGGUCCUCUCUCUGAUGGAGAUGGUCCAUUAAAACCAAACGGUAGUUUAUGCUUAAUUGGCGACAGUGUUUGAUGUUAAAACUUCCGUAGAUGGUGCUGAUAAAAUGCGGCAUGUACGUUCAUUCGACAAGCACUUGUUAGCUGUGAUUCUUUUGAAAUACACAGAGAAACGAAGGAUAGGUAUAUUCCUUUGAUACCAUCCUCUGGAUCAUCAGUCAUCAUCUCCAGAGAAGUUGCCCACUCUACUGUACUGAACGAAGGAAAUUCCUCCUGAAUGUACCUCUACAAAGGGGAGGAAAAAAGAGUGCAAGUUAGUUUAAAUUUCUCACUUGGUACAGUUACACUUUUGAGGACGGAAUCUUCAUUUGCAAGCUGAUAGCUUUCAGCAGAUGAUAACUUGGAUAUCUGCAGAUUUUUUUCGGAUUACACGUAAAUCACUUCUCCGCUUUCCCUCAUUUGAGAGGAGCUGUUGGAAGAAUAGAGAAGCAUAGUUUUUCCUCUAAUAUUCCGGAUUAUGUCUGACCAUGUUCCCUUUGCGGUGUAGAUUCCGUAUUCAGGAGUAUAUCUAAAACAUUUUUGGGCCGUAGACUACGAUGAGCAUAUGCAAGGAUUACACGUGCCUAUUAUGACAGUGAAAUUUAGACUUGCCGAUGCUGGAGUCUUUCAACUCUAUCUCGUGUCCUCAUGUUAUUCAGUAUUUUGUUUUUUGUUUUUGUUUUUUUGUGGCAGCAAACUUGUCCACAUGCCGUUAAAAGGGUGAUGCUUUCUAUUAAGAGAUUCACUCUCCUCCUCUAUUUUCAGUUUGACGAAGAUAAGAAUAUUAUGCGGUAGAAAAUCAGAAAGUUUGAUAUUGGUUUCUGCUAUGUUCUUUUCUUUUGUCUUAGUAUAUCGUAUGGGGGAUAUGCAUCUUUUCUUCUACAAGGAUAAGUUUCGAAUGCUGGUGGCUAGUGCUCCAUGCCAUUCGA
Molecule: messenger RNA, 3051 nt
Organism: Nymphaea colorata (pocket water lily)
Lineage: Eukaryota; Viridiplantae; Streptophyta; Magnoliopsida; Nymphaeales; Nymphaeaceae
Product: pentatricopeptide repeat-containing protein At2g22410, mitochondrial-like
Exons: 2
Coding region: 3-2021 (672 amino acids)
Biological process (GO): RNA modification
Molecular function (GO): protein binding; RNA binding
Source: RefSeq, a predicted model, not a curated record